Molecule: messenger RNA, 671 nt
Organism: Daphnia pulex (common water flea)
Lineage: Eukaryota; Metazoa; Arthropoda; Branchiopoda; Diplostraca; Daphniidae
Product: putative eggshell protein
Exons: 2
Coding region: 98-502 (134 amino acids)
Molecular function (GO): neuropeptide hormone activity
Source: RefSeq, a predicted model, not a curated record
GCGAGUCCCACUGUCAUCAGUUGCUCCUUCAAGCAAUUCGACAAUAGCACAGCUCACAGCUAUUUAGCACAACAAAAACAACAACAAAUCAGUUGACAUGGCCAAAUUCGCUACCGCUUUAGUUUUCGUCGCUCUCGCAGCCUUCGCCAUGGCUGAUGGCCCAUAUUCCUAUGAACGUCCCUACGAGUCCUACGGAGAGAAAAAAGGAUACGAUGCUUCCCCUGACUCCUACCACAAGAAAGAUAGCUACGGUUAUGGUGCCUCCCACGAUGACUACGGAUACAACAAGAAGCCAAGCCACUACGAGGCCGUCCCUUACUAUUCCGGCAAAAAAGAUUACUACACUUCCCCUUACGACUACAACAAGAAAGAUAGCUACGGUUAUGAUGCCCCCUUCCCAGUCACCUAUUACAAGCCCAGCACCGGCUAUGAAUCCCCCUCAUACGGUUACAGCAAAUACGAGAAACCCAAGUCUUACGGCGGCUACUCACCAAACUAUUAAAUCGUUCCACUGACCCAUCAUCAGUUAUUGACCCUCCCUGACGUAUUCAAAUUCCUAGGAUGUUUUUGGCAUUUAGUGUAUGUAUUAUUGUGUAUACUAUAAGAUGAGUUUGAAAGUUUCUGUGAAUGUCGAACGAAUAACUAAUAAAACAACUUUUUCUAAAAUAAAA